Messenger RNA from Helobdella robusta, 762 nucleotides. RefSeq lists its product as hypothetical. Bases 1 to 762 code for a protein of 253 amino acids. The record is from RefSeq and is a predicted model, not a curated record. The transcript is spliced from 4 exons. Lineage: Eukaryota; Metazoa; Annelida; Clitellata; Rhynchobdellida; Glossiphoniidae.
AUGUGUGCAUAUCUCAGUCCAUUCACGACCAUGGGUUCUGGCAGCUACUUCACAUUACUGGCAGCAAAGCAAGGACAUUGGGUUGUAGCAGUUGAUCCAGUUUGGGGUAACCUACGUAGACUGAACAAAGCAUUGAGAAUCAAUGGGCUAAACGAAUCUGUGUUGAUGCUGCACAAUGCUGUUGGUCCUUCCAGCGGGUUGUUCACUCUUAGAAAUGACGAAUCGAAUUUACUGGAAAGUGAGUGCGUAGGUGAGUGUUCAUUCCCUGCGAAGACGAUCACCAUGAAUGACUUGGGUCACUUGUUAGCGAAUCAUUUCCAAAAAUUAUCAGCUAACCAUAAAGUUUUUUAUGAAAAAAAAAUUUCAUCGCCACAAUUUCUUGAUGUUCUCAGAAAACAAAAGGUGGUGUUGAAAAUUGACGUGAACUGUUUCGAGCACGGGAUAUUUUUGCAUGCAGAUAACUUUUUUGAUCUCCAUAAUGUCAUAUUCGUUAUCAUGGAUUGGCCCGUUAAGUUUGGAAUUUUCAAGUUUUUAGAAAUGUUUGAUUCCAAUAACAAACGAGUCAAACUGGUUUUAAAAUUUUUCCGAGACAGAAACUACGAUGCGUACAGCAUCAAGGAUUAUCAGUUAGACUUUUUAAAAUGGAAAAACUGGCCACUUAAAAUAGUUUGGUCUCAUCGGAGCCAUUCAAAAUUUCUUACCGGCAAAAUAUUUCCAGACUUGCUGAAAAAUAACUUUUUAAAUAUUCUGCAUCAGAGUUAA